Xenopus tropicalis (tropical clawed frog) is the source of this 2853-nucleotide messenger RNA. RefSeq names its product nucleolar and spindle associated protein 1 (gene nusap1). NCBI's taxonomy places the organism in Eukaryota, Metazoa, Chordata, Amphibia, Anura, Pipidae. The coding region runs from base 417 to 1919 and encodes 500 amino acids. The record is from RefSeq and is a predicted model, not a curated record. The transcript has 13 exons. Gene Ontology annotation, cellular component: spindle; microtubule; nucleus. Gene Ontology annotation, biological process: mitotic cytokinesis; establishment of mitotic spindle localization; microtubule cytoskeleton organization.
GGUCUGUGACUGAAAAAUAAUACUAGUCCCAUCGUCGCAAUCUGCAGUGGGAUGCUGGGGAAUAUGUAGGUAAUGUUUUAAAAGUAUCGUGUCAAACGUGUAGCUGCUAUGUUCGUAUUGCAAUAAAACAUAGCUCUCAAAGUGAAACAGCUGGAUUUGAAGCUUUUAUUCCCAGCCAAUCGAACACAUGGUUACGCCAGCGCCAUCCAAUAGAAACUGGACGUACAAGUUGUGUGGGAGGGUAUGUUUACUCAGCUGAGCGUUCAUUGGCUAGAAAUGACACGCCACUGGCCAAUGAUGGAGCCGAGAAGCUGAGUUUUGAAAGCAAGCCGUUAGUUCUUCCUACGCGCCUAAACGUCAGUUUUGUUGUAUGCAGUUGGAGCCCGUGUAUACACAGGAAUCGCAACGUUGUGACUAUGGAAGCGCCGACUUUAUCCCAACUGGAGGGUCUGAGGUACUCGGAACUGCAAAAGCUGGCAAAGACAGCGGGACUCAAAGCUAACCUCAAGGCUGAUAAACUGCUCAAGGUUUUAAAAGCACAUUUCUACCCAGAGAGCAAAAAUGAGACUCUGGAUUCAGAUGGAAGCUCUUCACUAACUGAUACUGAUGAACUGAACAGCAGCCAAGAGAAGGAAGAGCCAGUCUCUGUAUCCUUUGUUACUCACAGACGAGGCAGGGGCCGGAAACCAAUACGAAACCAGGACAUCCCAAAAGAUGAAUUCCUCACUGUCAGUGCUGGGGUUGGCACAGAGAAUAUGGCUUCAUCCAUAGACCGCACCCAGCAACAGAACUGUACGGAGUCAAAGAAAGAAGAGACAACCUCCCCCAUUAUAGACAAUAAACAUAGAAAAAGAAGCCGAUCUGAAGACAUAAGCAAGCAGAACAACUUGGAGUCUACUGGGAAGACUGAGAAGCGGCAAAAGAAAGCCAGCAAUGUUACUAGUGUAGCUUCAACUGGAAAGAUUCCAAGACUUGCUGGUCGUCUGUCUAAGCCUGGAUCAAAACCUUCCACUCCAAAUUUUAAAAAGUUACACGAGGCUCACUUCAAGAAAAUGGAAUCUAUAGACAAGUACAUGGAGAGGAAGCAGAAGCGCCUUGAUGCAGUUAGCAGCUCUAUCCAGGAAGUAAAGAUGUUAACAAAAAAAUCCAACCUUCUCAAGUCAGUGGAGAAAACACCUGUCAGCGAUAUAAAGAAGCCAGUAAAGAGCAGGCUUUCAUUGCUGAGCCCCUUACCUCGGACCACUGGUGCAUCUCCUUCUCGCACACCCUUGAGCCAGAGACGUUCAUGCCGCUCUAGCACUGCCAGUAAGAGCAUCCUGGUUGAUAGAUCUGGGUUCAAGCCUUCGGUUUUUUCGUCAUCCAAAAUGAACGUUAGGUUUUCAGAAGCUACAAAAGAUAAUGAACAUAAGCGCUCUCUUAUCAAGACGCCUGCCAGGAAGUCCUCUAGCUUUCUGGCUGUCACUCCUGAGAGUGAACCAAGACGAAUUUUGCCCUCCGUAAGAAAGACUGAAUUGCUGCCUGCUCCAGAAAAAGCUGAUAAGCCAGAUGUUAACAUCACUCUUAACACCACAACCCAACCAUCUCCAGCUACCGGAAUGAGCGCCUGUAAAGCUAUCACACCUUUCAAGUUUACGGCUCAAAAUACAGAGACUCCAAACACAAAGAAAAAGGGUAAAUUUGAUCUGCAGGCAAGUCUGUCCCGGCAGCUUGGAUACCAGCCCCACAAAGGAAAACUUAAACCUUGGGGAGAGUCUAAAGAAAAUAAACCUGAUCCCAACAGCAAUGUAUCUGUUUUGAAGAAUAACUACAAGCAACCCCAUCUCCAGACCAGAGAGGACAGACGAAACCAGCAUGUACAGAAUAGAAAGAACAAGAGGGACCAGGCACUGGGAACAAGGAGAGGAGUCCCUGUAAAGUAGAAAAAAACCCAACACAUUUUAAUGCAUCUUGUAAAUAUUCUGCCUUCUUUGCCAUUUCAUUUUUAACGAGUUUUGUACAUAUUUUCGUACUACUUUAAUUGUAAUACGUAAUACUUGCGAAUAGUUCUAAAUCUGUGUCAUUUCUGAGCUUGGCUUCUGCAUAGUUUUGUAAUGGACAAGUGAGGGAAGGUUUUUUUUUUUUUUUUUUGCUUUCUUGUUUUAAAGAUAUUGCGAAAAGCUCUAAAAUAUAUGCUCCAUUUUAGCUGUUAUGGAAACCAGACUUGGCCUCGAGCAUUUCUAGCUGAUCCCGAUGUGUUUCAGAUAUAGUAGCAAGUUAAAAAGUUAUGUAGAGUGCAGUGUUUUAGCAUAAUAUGCUUAUUAUAUGGGUAAAAGGAACAGGUGCCAAAUCAUGUUGCGGUUUUAUUGUAUCGUAUACACCACAACAUUGACAGCAGUGGGAGAAAUCCAGAAUCCUGCUUUUUUUGAGCGGAAAUAUUUUCACUUAACGACUCUUGUCACAUGGGGUGCUUUGCGCACAGUGAACAAUAACCCGAAAGCUCCAGCACUGACUUAGCAGCAGUCCCUUGCAAGCGCUUGUUAAGCAAUUUCUGCCUAUAGCCCAACAAAUGUACUACAUUCUUUUGAAGCCGAUUUAUUCUUGAGCUGAUGUUAUAUUACAUCUCCCAGAAUGCUUUACCUCUGUAUUAUGUUAGAGCAAUGCUGGUAGUGAAAGAGCAUCUCAGGAUCUAUGGGUAAGCAAUGAUGAUUUGGACAACAAAACCUGCAAUAUGUAUUUGUGUUGCUUUGUCUCAUGUAUCUGUAUUAAGAGCUGUUAAUGUUCCAUUUCAUUACAGUGAACACUAGAUCUGUUUCUUAUAUUGUAAACAACUUCCUUUGUAGUUCUACUUUAACAUUAAAACUUUUUAACUAUUAA